Messenger RNA from Agrilus planipennis (emerald ash borer), 2105 nucleotides. RefSeq names its product RNA polymerase I-specific transcription initiation factor RRN3 (gene Tif-IA). Lineage: Eukaryota; Metazoa; Arthropoda; Insecta; Coleoptera; Buprestidae. Gene Ontology annotation, biological process: transcription initiation at RNA polymerase I promoter. The transcript is spliced from 8 exons. The record is from RefSeq and is a predicted model, not a curated record. The coding region runs from base 218 to 2032 and encodes 604 amino acids. Gene Ontology annotation, cellular component: nucleus. Gene Ontology annotation, molecular function: RNA polymerase I general transcription initiation factor activity; RNA polymerase I core binding.
CUAUGGCUCUAUGGCUGUUCUUAUCUAUGAGCUAUUCAUCAUGGUGUGUAGAAAAUCCACGUGUGUUACACUACAAAUUACUUCCAUUUCAACUAAAACAAUAACUUUUAUUAAAUGAACGAUAAAAACUUAAUAGUGGCAGCUCAUAGGUCAUAUAUAAUAAAAGAAUAAUAAAAGUGAACAAAAAACAUUAAACUUAACCUGCAAGAAAUGUGAAAUGUCUGUUAUAUCAAGUUCAACGAGAUUGUCAGUCUCUUCCAGGAAAAGCACGAGUAUUAGAAGUGUUUUAAAUAGUACCAAACCAACAAAAGUGAGAUUUCAACUUCACCAUACUAAAAAUGUGCGAAAAAUCAUUAUUGAUUACGUGAGGAAAAAGGAAGUAAAGGACUAUGAAAACUUAUUGUGUCUUAUUCGCGACUCGGAAUUACUUGAUGAAGACAUUAGGCUACUUUUAAAUGAAGCAACACAGUGUAUUUCAUUACUAGAUCAAGACCUAUCUUUAUUUAUAGAGGCAAUCUUAACAGUUGAUUGGUUAAGUUAUCGUGAAGAUGUGAUAGCAGAAUAUCAGUCUUUUCUUAUAAAUCUACUUUCUGCUCAUAAUUACCAUGCUAAAUUAGUGAUAGAUCGUUUAGUAAAAAAAUUUUAUCCAGAAACAGAAACAGAUGAGUGGCCAGAUGGAGUACCUAAUGAUGCAGACUGUAAUAAAUGCAUUAAUGUUCACUUUGUUAUCAGCAUAGUUUUGAAGGUAGUCCCAAUGUGUAAGGAGUUACUACUACAAGCAGUUAUCAGUAGCUACCCAUAUUUACGAAAAUCAUCUCACAUACAUGAAUAUUACCUACAUAAUUUAUUAUGGAUACUAGAAUACCAACCUGACCUUAGAAGAGAUUUGCUGAAAUUAAUAUUUUCAAGAUUAGUUUUAUUAGAUGUUCAUUCUCCCAGGGAAGAAAUUGAAAAACAUGAACAGGAUAUGGGACUUGAAGACUGUAUUUUUAAUUUUGAUGAUGAUAAAUCCGUUUACCAACAAAACCUUGAAAACAAAGUGAAACAUCCAUUGGCACAUACCCUAGAUAUUUGCAUGGAUAAAAUGUUCAACUUCUGUUACAUUGAAGUAUACAAUACAGACACUGGUGAAUUAAAUUGGGAAAAACUAAAAGGCCUUUAUCACGACAUUAUUUCAAGCUUUGAUAAAGUGAUAUUCCCUACGUAUAACACCCACCACGUACAGUUCAUCAUCUUCUUUCUAUGCAGCCUGAAGCCAUCUGUUUCAGAGGCUUUUCUGAACUUUCUUUGGGGUAAAGUGUCAUCGGCUUGCAUUGCUCCAGUACAUCGGCAAACAGCUGCUGCUUAUAUCGGAAGUUUCUUAGCGAGAGCCAACUAUAUAGCUCUUGGAAUGUUAAAAGGGACACUACAACAAAUGGCAGGAUGGGUUCAUUCAUACAUAGCUGCUCAAGAUGGUAUAGAUUGCAUAAAUGCUGACGUUCGAGUUCACACUGUGUUUUACAGCGUGUGUCAAGCUAUCUUUUAUGUCAUCGCCUUUCGACAUAAAGACCUCCUGAAUUCCAAAAAGGGUUUAACUUUUGUGCAAAGUUUAAAUUUAGCCAAAAUGGUAACAUCGCCAUUAAAUCCUUUAAGAGUUUGCCAAUCUGCUGUUGUGCAAAAUUUUGCUGCUGUUACAAGAAAGUAUCAGUUGGCUUACUGUUAUUCAAUAAUUGAACAUAAUUCAAGAAAUAAAAUCCCAACGAUAUAUAGGGAUGAAAAAGGCGCCGUUAUCACAUCAAAUAAUGUUCUUGACUCUUUAUAUCCUUUUGACCCAUAUUUAUUGAAAAGAUCAGAAAAAAAGAUUGCACCAUUCUACUUAGAGUAUAACGACAUAAUGGAAGAAACACAUAACAGAACUUCUGUAAACGUUAGAGAGGAACACCAAGAAACAGAAAUGGAUUGUGAUGAUUUUUUGACUGAUACUACAACUAACAACAAACUCAAUAACCAAUUUUCAUAUGGGACAUCACCGGGCUUUAAAUCUAACAAUUAACGUUUAAUAAGGCGUUCAAUUAAAUAAAAAUGUGAUUUGUAUUUGUUUGCUAAUAAAUGUUAAUAAUUUAAAA